CCAGCGCCCCCUGCUGGAAUAACACCGAACAACCGUUACGUAAUAGCAGCUUAUACAUCUCAGUUCAGUCAAUGCGGUGUCAGAUGAACGCGCUCGACGAGGAGUUGAUACAUUCCUUACAUACAGGAAACAACUUUACUCUUUACAACCUUAAAACACACAGGUAUCAUAAAGUUAACAGUCAUGAUUCUGUACGCAUUUGGCCUCGUGCUCUUGUUCUUUGUGUUUCGGUGGUUCCGAGGAUUGAAAAGAGUCCCAAACAAAUGUGAGAAGUUUGUGUACAUCACCGGCUGUGACUCUGGCUUUGGGAAUCUCUUGGCUAGACAUCUGGAUGAGAAGGGUUUCCGUGUCGUCGCCGGCUGUUACACAGAGAAAGGAGAAGAUGAGUUGAAGAAGAUCUGCACUGACAAACUCACAACAUUACAUUUGGAUGUGAGUGAUCAUGACAGUAUCAGCAAAGCUGCAGACACCAUCAAAACCCUGGUGGGUCAGAGAGGUCUGUGGGCUGUGGUAAACAAUGCCGGUGUCUCUGUCCCGACGGCUCCUAAUGACUGGCUGCUUAUUGAGGACUUUAAACACAUGUUAGAUGUCAAUCUGUACGGAGUUAUUGACGUCACUCUCAGUGUUUUACCUCUCAUUAAAAGAGCCAAAGGAAGAGUGGUGAAUGUGGCCAGUAUAUUUGGACGGAUUAGUCCCAUUGGAGGAGCGUACUGUAUAUCUAAGUAUGGAGUUGAAGCAUUCAAUGACAGUCUGAGAAGAAACAUGGCACCAUUCGGAGUGAAGGUUUUAUGUAUUGAACCUGGAUUCUUCAAAACAAGCGUGACUGACUCCGGUGCCCUGCAAAGGAAUUUUGAGAAAAUUUGGGAGAGGUUGCCACAAGAUGUCAAAGAUGAAUACGGCAGUGACUACAUGGACAAACUGAGACUUGCGAUGAGGGAAAAGUUUGAGAAGAUGGCAGAUCCGGAUCUGAUGAAGGUUGUGAAGUGUAUGGAACACGCUGUGGCUGCUGUUCAUCCCCAGACAAGAUAUUCUCCAGGCUGGGACGCAAAGUUCUUCUGGCUGCCUCUGUCCUACAUGCCAACCUUCAUCUCUGAUGCUUUCUUUUUAAGAAAUGCUGUUAAACCAAAAGUUUCAGUCCUGUAGAUACACUUUUACAAGUUAACACUGUUAACAAAUAUAAAGACCAAUAAAACUGUUCACACAAAUAUUG
Triplophysa dalaica is the source of this 1210-nucleotide messenger RNA. It is a transcript of the gene dhrs9, whose product is annotated as dehydrogenase/reductase (SDR family) member 9. Gene Ontology annotation, molecular function: oxidoreductase activity. The transcript is spliced from 5 exons. The coding region runs from base 184 to 1143 and encodes 319 amino acids. The record is from RefSeq and is a predicted model, not a curated record. Lineage: Eukaryota; Metazoa; Chordata; Actinopteri; Cypriniformes; Nemacheilidae.